Neoarius graeffei (lesser salmon catfish) is the source of this 1713-nucleotide messenger RNA. Its product is annotated as translocon-associated protein subunit alpha-like. Lineage: Eukaryota; Metazoa; Chordata; Actinopteri; Siluriformes; Ariidae. The record is from RefSeq and is a predicted model, not a curated record. The coding region runs from base 45 to 926 and encodes 293 amino acids. Gene Ontology annotation, cellular component: endoplasmic reticulum membrane; endoplasmic reticulum. The transcript is spliced from 9 exons.
CUUUCUCUCUUUCUCUCUCUCUUCUCCCUGCUGGAGGAUCCGGGAUGUGGCUCUUUGGAUUAAAGUCGUUGUUUGUGUUUCUGCUGCUGUUUCCGGCCACGCUGCUGUCCGGCGGCCGAGUUUACGCAGAAGCUGAAGCUGAAGUGAUAGAUGAAGUGACAGAUGCAGCGGUGGAGGAGGAGGAUGAAGAGGAAGAAGAGGUUCUGGUGGAAGAACCUCAGGCAGGAGAUGGGGUGAGAACAAUGGAUGGGGACAAUGCUGAUGAUUUAGAUGAAGAUUCCCAAAGUGCAGAUGUGACGUCUCACCCCGAUGCAGACACCACCAUCAUCUUCAUCACAGGAGAAGAAUUUCCAGCCAAUGAGAUCGUGAAGUUUCUGGUUGGUUUCACAAAUAAAGGCAGUCAGGAUUUUACAGUUCGCUCCCUCGAAGUCUCGUUCCGUUACCCACAGGAUUACCACUUCUACAUCCAAAACUUUACGGCUCUGCAGUUGGAUGCCAUGGUGCUGCCGGAGAAACAGGCAUCGUUCGAGUACUCGUUUAUUCCCGCACAGCCGAUGGCCGGUCGUCCAUUCAGUCUCGUCAUUCUCCUCAACUACCACGACUCUGAGGGGAAUGUUUUCCAGAGUGCCGUUUUUAACCAGACGGUGACAAUUACUGAACUGGACGAGGGUCUGGACGGAGAGACGAUGUUCAUGUACAUCUUCCUCGGUGGUUUGGUCUUCCUGAUGCUCUUUGGCAUGUAUCAGGUCCUGGAGUCUCGCACGAGGAAGCGAGUUCCAGUGAAGGUUGAGACCGGCACAGGGGGGAUGAAUGAUGUGGACAUCAGCUGGAUUCCACAGGAAACUCUCAACGUCAUGAAUAAAGCAUCUCCGAGAGCUUCACCAAGAAAACGCGCUAGGAGGACAGCCGGUGUUAUGGAUCAGUAACAACAUCACCACCACCACCACCACCAACAACAACAAACAUCAACACCCACAACGUCGUCACAUUUCAGCAGUUUUAUCUUCUGCAAGUUCAUUUCACUCUCACAGUUUCCAUGCAUGCACUGAGCGAAUGUUAAAACUCUUCCUCUAAAUAUUUCACAAAUUUCUGAAGAAGUGUCCGCGCAGCUCCACUGCAUUUCUGAUGAAUUUUUGAAACAGGAACGAGGAGAUGACGUCACCUUGAACUGCAGAACCACACAGAAAUGUGAGCUGAAGCACCGCACCAGUGUCGUGUCGUAGUAUUUAGUGUUGUAGUGUUCCAUUUAGGACACAGCCCAAGGAGAAGAUCAACAGUGUUGUUUUAAUCCCAAAAGUUUUACACCAAACACUGGAGGAGAAACACGUGACUGUGAUGUUCAGGUGUGUGGUUCAGAUUUAGGUUUCAUUAUGAACAAAUUUAACUGUUUAAAAAGCAGUGAAACACAUUAAACACUGUUUUACUACAAAUACCCAAAUGAAUGAAGUUGUUCAGAUUGUUAAUGUGUUUUAUUCCUUCAGUGUUUGGUUGUAAACAUAAGCAGCACUGCGGUGUGUGACAUGAAACGCUUGCAGCGCGAAACCGGUGGCUGUUAGCUUCCAUUAUGUGUUAGCUGCAUUAGCAACGUUCAUCCGCUGAGCACGGCUCUGACUUUACACUCUGGACCAAAAAGACAGAAUGAUUAAAAAAAGAAUGGACCAAAUUCAUAUUCAAAGACCAGAACACUGAAAAUUAAAUACAUUUCUCCAUUUA